UUUAUAGUACAUACAGCACUUUUCUAUCUUCUUGAAGUUUCUAGGUAAUUUACAUUCACUGCUAGUAUCAGGUAGCAACAGUCCAGUGUGAACAUCAUGGGUUAAAUUCCCAUUCAAAAACAGGUGUUCAUGAAUGCACGUCAUAUCUCCGGUGUUUACCUAGAAUUAAGUAAACAAGACUCACUGCUCUAGAGGGACAAAGAUGGUGAUAAACUAACCAAAGGUGAUCAACAAAGGAAAACCAUUUCUUUGUAAGGUCAUGAGGUGUUACACAAGAUGCAAAACAAUAUUAAGCACAUCUUAAGGGCUAUAAAUAUUGUAGUUGUACAUUUGACCUGAUAUUUUCUAUACGGCCAGAUUGUCUUUAUAAAAAUGGGUUAUGUCGCUGUAUUUCUAAUACUGAGCAAACAAAGGGUGAUAGUGUAGAGGAAAACCACCUUGAAAUACAAGAUUUGGGAGAAAACUCAAAUAGAACUAAAUAUGGUUGUGUCAACCAUCUACUAUAACAAGUUGCAGUCUGAGAGGACAGGAAAGAGACAAAUAAAAAAUACAGUACAUAUUUAGAAAUCUGAACUUAGAUUAAAAAAGUUUGGUAGUUCCAUAACCCAAGCAACCAGAACAAAGUCAAUAGAUAGACAACCAGAAACUCCAUAAAAGGUCUGGUCUAAUAAAACUGCAAAAAGAUCUAUUUGAACAAAACAGAUGUUGGGCAUAAAAGAGGUAAAAUAAAAAUAAAAAAAUCCUGAAGAAACAAAAUCACAAAUGUUAUCUAACUGUGACCAAAAGUCAAAUCACAGCUAAAAAAAAAAAAGACAUGACAAGGUCAGAGUGAUCAAAUUCAAUAUUCUAGUCCUCUCCUCUUUCACCAGUGCCUGGGUCUUUCCAAAGCUCCACCCUUAGUCACAUCUUUAGAUCAGGAGGCAGAACUACUGUAUAUUUAUUAAAAAAAUAAAUAAAAACAGAAAAUAAGAAAAAAGAAACACAUUUGAACUACUUUGACAAGAUCUGCAGGCUUUAGAAGUGAAUUGUCUAAUCAUUAAACUGUUCAAAGUUUCUGUAUCUGAUAAUAUUUAGUUGUUAAAAUGAUGUUGGAAAGUGAGCAGAAGUCAUCCUUCUACUGUAUGCAGGUAGACACUCCCAUCACAUUUGUACAGACCCAAACCUGAUUGUGGCUUUGAUCAUGUGAUCAUGUUUCCUAACACUGUUGUCACUUCAGAGGACCAGUCAAAUUCAGUCUUGCCACUAUAAAUGUGAAAAAUCGUCACUUGUAUUCUCAUUCUCAUUUGACACGAGAUUCCAGACAUGAUGACUUCUAAGGUCUUUUUUUUAUUUUUGACAUGUUUGUUUUUUGGAGCAAAUGGUAAGCUGUGGUUUUAUCACUUGUAUACACUUCCAUGUAUUUGAAUUUGUCAUAUGUGUCUGUUGGAUUUGAGCUUGCUUUUGUUUCGUUUUUAGGUCAGAAGACUUAUCCUAAAUCAUCCUCCUCUGUAGAAGAGAAAGACGGUUUUCUAUCCGUGAACAUUGGUGAAAGUGUUAGUUUAGAAUGUUCUUAUGAAGAUCAUCAAAUAACAUGGAUCGCCUGGUACAAGCAAACUUUGGGACAAAAACCUGAACCUAUGUCCACUUUCUAUGCAAACAGCACAGACGUGACUUUUUUUGAUGAAUUCAAGAACAAUGAACGCUUCAAACUGGAUACAGAAAAUCGAAAUUAUCACUUGAAGAUUUUUAAUUUGCAGUUGUCAGACUCUGCUACUUACUAUUGUGCAGUGAGCUAUGCAAUGGUCCUGAAAUUCACGAAGACUGUUACAGUCCAUGUAAAGGGUUCAGGUUUAACUGUCAAGGCUUCAGUGGAUCAGUCUUCCUCUGAAAACAUCCAUGCAGGAGACUCUGUGACUCUGAACUGUACAGUACACACUGGGAGCUGUGAUGGAGAACACAGAGUUUACUGGUUCAAAGACUCUGAAGACUCUCAUCCAGGACUCAUUUACACUGAUGGAGGCAGGAAGGAUCACUGUGAGAGUAAGAAGAACACACAAACACACACCUGUAAUUAUGAACUGCUCAUGAAGAACCUGAAUGAGUCUCAUUCUGGGAUCUACUACUGUGCUGUUGUCUCAUGUGGACACAUAGUGUUUGGAAACGGGACUAAACUGGACCUCACAGGUGAGUUAUAGUAGUGAUGAACUACCUCUCUGUAAAAAUGUGUUACAGUUUUCCUUAAUAUGACGUCUUUUUCUUUGUAAUAUGUGACUCUCUGCAGGUGAUAACGAUUAUGAUGAAACUUCCGUCUUGGUUUACCUUUUUAUUGGAUCAGUGAUAGUUAUCAUCAGUCUAAAUGUGCUUGUGAUUUUCCUGUUGUACAAGCUGAAACAAAGCAACAAGCAUUCAUCCACGGGUAAAAAAAAGUUUCACCUUUUCAAUUCUAUGUUUUAUAAUAUAAGUUUAAGUAAAAAUAUAACAUUUGUUUAUUUUUUUUAUAUCUAGAGGAGAGAUCAGCGGCUUUGUCAGUAAAUGGCAGAAAGGUAAGAUUUGCUGCUUUGCCCUAAGAAGGGGUGAAACAGGUCACAAGAACCACGGUUUAAAUCAAGUCACAGUUCGGAUCACUUUUGG
This is a messenger RNA of Oryzias melastigma (Indian medaka), 2610 nucleotides long. RefSeq names its product V-set and immunoglobulin domain-containing protein 8-like. Lineage: Eukaryota; Metazoa; Chordata; Actinopteri; Beloniformes; Adrianichthyidae. Bases 1395 to 2174 code for a protein of 259 amino acids. The record is from RefSeq and is a predicted model, not a curated record. Gene Ontology annotation, biological process: response to bacterium. The transcript has a single exon.